AGCGCCGGCUGCAGCAGUAGUGAAGCGCCAUGCCGGUCAGUUUACGACGCACAACGGACUUAACUGGUCGCUCUUGCCAAUUGUCGGCAAGUUAACCGUGCGAAUCGCCUGCUAGUUGCUCGACGCGUCCUUUAUCUAGUGAUUCUUUGGAUUUGCUUGCGGAGAGCCAACGAUAAGCCGACCUGUUAUUCUUCCCACACAUGCUCCUGGAUGAUGCCUCAAGGAUGCUGAAGUGGGUGCACCAUCCACCCUCGCUGCCCAAAAACCAUACGACACCUGUUUCGUCGGUGAGCAGCAAUGACAGUACUAGUAGUAACAAUAAUAUAAAUAACAAUAGUAGUAGAUUUGCUACAUAUGUGAAUGAUACCGAGAGUGACAAAAUUCAAGAAAAUGCACUCAUCACCAAUGAAAGAAUUUGUUACGAUGGCACUGUACACCCUAGAAGGCGGAUUGGGGGCUCGGACCCACGAGUAGCUACAUGUAGAGGAAAAUUACAAAAUAAACGUAGUAAACUUAAUCAAGAAAUUAAUAAGGAGUUACGAUUACGAGCUGGUGCCGAAAAUUUAUUCAAGGCAACAACUAAUCGUAAGCUCAAAGAAACUGUUGCUUUGGAACUUAGUUUUGUAAAUUCAAAUUUACAGCUUUUAAAGGAACAACUUGCAGAACUUAAUAGUUCUGUUGAACUUUAUCAAAAUGAAAGUGAGGAUGCCUUCAUGCCUCUAAUUCCUCUGGGAUUGAAAGAAACGAAAGACAUUGAUUUCAGAGAUCCUUUCAAAGAUUUUAUUCUGGAACAUUACAGUGAAGAUGGGGAAAAUUAUGAAGAGGCAAUCGCAGAACUCAUGGAAACGAGACAGGCGACCCGUACACCGACACGCGAUACUGCAGGUAUUGGACUAUUGUUGCGUUACUACAACCAGUUAUACUUCAUCGAAAGACGCUUCUUCCCGCCGGAACGUAGCCUUGGGAUUUACUUCGAGUGGUACGAUUCGCUAACAGGAGUUCCGAGUUGUCAACGUACUGUCGCCUUUGAGAAGGCCUCGGUACUUUUCAACGCAGGUGCCCUCUACACUCAACUCGCCGCCAAACAGGACAGAAGGACAGCCCGAGGCCUCGAUCAAGCCAUCGAUGCAUUCCUUAGAUCUGCUGGCACCUUCCGCUACAUCCAUGAAAACUUCACCAACGCACCAAGCAUGGAUUUGGGGCCUGACAUGCUCGACAUGCUUGUGCAGCUUAUGCUGGCACAAGCAAGGGAGUGUCUAUUUGAAAAACUUGAACUCCAAUCUAGAGAAUCGAGGGAUAUUGACGUAUCGCUGGAUAUUGCACAAGAAGCCGUGCAGGUAUCAGCAGUUUAUGGAGAUGCACAUACUUUGAUAUCCCGCGAACCAGUACGUGACUAUGUACCAGAAUCCUGGAUAUCUCUCAUAUCUGUUAAACGUGAACAUUAUCUCGCUCUCUCGCACAGAUACUGUGCAGCUGGCCUUCUCAACCAUCUAAUAGGCGAUUUUCGUCCAGAGACGCGAAUUACUCUUGAAAGAAUCCAGGAAAGUGAUUCAAAAACACAGAUGGACUGCACCGUACCCAAAGCUGAUAACGAGCGUCAACUCCUAGGUCAAGCACACAUCAGAGAGGCUUUAGUUCUUCAUGAAGAAAGUCAAAGGUUACAAAGAAUGUGUAGAGAAUUAAAGAGCAAACAGUCAUUGGCAAAAGUUUUAAAAAACGCACAAGAUUUUACAAUGGAAAUUUAUGGUAAAUCCGGUGACGAAGAUGAUCUUAGAGAACUUCUCGAUGCGCCAAAUAUAAUUGCAGCGACUAAAUUCCAAUUGAGCCUCACGCAUCCAGACUUUGGCCAGCACGGUGUAGAUGAUUUGUUUCGCUCCCUGGGACCAGUGGCGAUAUUUUCAGCGAAACGUCACUGGACAGCACCGAGACUCAUUCAAUUGCAGCGAGGACCAGGGGGUGAAGGUUUCGGAUUUAGUGUUCGAGGUGACGCGCCUGUAAUAAUCGCUGCAAUUGACCAUAACUCUUUAGCUGAUCUUGGUGGAAUGAAAGAAGGUGACUUUAUUGUUACGAUCGGUGACAAAGACGUCAAAUGGGCUUCGCACGAACAAGUUGUUCGACUCAUCAAGCAAUCUGGUGACUCAAUAAGCCUGAAACUUGUCACACCAAUGGACAGAAAUUAUUUAAAAAAGCCAAUAAAAGACAGUAGUCGUGACAAAGGAAGUGUAUCAGCGAGCAGCUCAUCCGGCAUCUCAUCUGGACAACCAAGUCCAGCAGGAUCUGUAACAACAGCUCACGUGACUAGGAGACUACCCUGGAAUCCCUUUAAAAAAUCCAAUGGGCAAAGGGAUAGCAGAGACUUGACUUUUGAUAACGUUAUUUUAAGAUGAUUGCAAUGUUCAUGCUUUGCGUUUACUGUAAAUUGAUUUUACAGCUUUUUGAUUAAUUGAAAAUUUUGAUAUAAAAAUAAA
Ceratosolen solmsi marchali is the source of this 2468-nucleotide messenger RNA. It is a transcript of the gene Rhp, whose product is annotated as GTP-Rho-binding protein rhophilin. The record is from RefSeq and is a predicted model, not a curated record. The transcript is spliced from 13 exons. NCBI's taxonomy places the organism in Eukaryota, Metazoa, Arthropoda, Insecta, Hymenoptera, Agaonidae. Gene Ontology annotation, biological process: negative regulation of stress fiber assembly; signal transduction. The coding region runs from base 201 to 2387 and encodes 728 amino acids. Gene Ontology annotation, molecular function: protein binding.